AUGCGCCGUUCAGCCCGGCCCACCGCUGUCUCACUUCGACCCCUGCUCUUCGACAUGGGCUGUCUCCCACACCUUCAUGCACUCACACAAAUUAUGAUUUUUUGUCUGGCCUUACCUCUCGCAACAGCCGGCUACUCAGUUCAACUGAGAAUGGACAGAGCGGUAAACGCUUCGACGAAUUUGGCACCGGCUCGCGAAUCUCGCACCAAACAGGUGUUCGAGUUGCUAAACGUUGCCACAGGAUGGAAUCUGUCCAUCGCCUUGUGGUCCCCGUGGCCAAUAUGCCCUCAUCUGUUGCAAACUCAGACCUUGAGAGGCCAACCUCGUCGACUUAUUUGA
Molecule: messenger RNA, 339 nt
Organism: Colletotrichum costaricense
Lineage: Eukaryota; Fungi; Ascomycota; Sordariomycetes; Glomerellales; Glomerellaceae
Exons: 1
Coding region: 1-339 (112 amino acids)
Source: RefSeq, a predicted model, not a curated record